Messenger RNA from Chara braunii, 3699 nucleotides. The record is from the annotation of a GenBank genome assembly. NCBI's taxonomy places the organism in Eukaryota, Viridiplantae, Streptophyta, Charophyceae, Charales, Characeae.
AAGGUUUAUCCUGACCACUGCUCCAAGCAGGUGACGUCCGCCAUAGCCAGGCCGCCAUAGCCAGCCAUGGCGGCUUUUGCCUCUUCAAGGGUCAUCAGGAGGUUUCUAUUUGCGCUGUUGCAGUUGGCGAUCACCUCGUCAUUACCGUCAUCGUUAUCACAGCAGCCAGUGCGGUUGCCACGUGGCAUGGCGCACUUGUCUGUGCGUCCGGCGCCGAGCCGCGCACCUGUCGACAGCGAGUGCCACCUUUCCGGGCAUCGGAAAAGGCGCAAACUUGAAACGUUUACGGAAAUACGCAUAUUGGAACCCAAUGUUUUAACUCUCAGAGCGCAGUAUGCGGACAACAUCUCCGCAACCGAACAGCCAAUGUAUAAUGGCAGUUUGGCCUUGGCCUUAUCUCCCCAGGAUCAGAGCCUGUUCAUCCUACUGGCCAACGGGGUCUGGCGGAUGAGCACCAACCAGACGACGAAUAGAUCUACGGCGAGUGCGACAUUGUUUGCGAGGCCGAUUCCCAGUGCGGGGAACUUGAGUCGUUUCCUCCAGGCGAUGGCGCUGGAAGAAGGUGACUUGGAAGGCACAGGAACAACAGCAGGGGCGGUCGCUAGCGGCGACACGUGGCGGGCAAGAAUAUUGCACGUGGCGGAGGGUGGAGAUACGAUUCGUGCACUUUCCAUCAAGUCCAAUGGAAGCUCGAUGACCCAUCAGCAGCUCGGCUUCCUCAAUUACACCGGAGUGACGGGCAGUAGACCAAUCGAGAGCAUGACCAUCGACUCGCAACGGAGAAUCCUGUACGCCUCUACAGGUCGGGCAAUUUACCGAGCCAACUUGACUUACACCCCAGGGGGAGGGGGAGGGGGAGGGGGAGGGGGAGCGGGAGGGGAAGGAUACUCCGCUCUGGAGCACUGGCUCGGCGCGAAGGAGUCCAAUUCCGGCGGCACCGACAACCCCCGCGAUGUGCUAUUCGGUCAUGCCAUUUUGGACGAGUCCGCAAUCUCCCCCGACGGGGAAAAGGUUUACUUCGUCGAUCGGGACUAUAACAUGAUUCGACGGCUGUGGACUAGAACAGGCGCUGUGGAUCGCAUUGCCGGAGGUCUGGAAGCGCGGCAGGACGGCCCUCCCUCGCAAGCAGCCUUCAGGGCACCCCAAGCCUUGGCUGUGACUCACGAUGGCUGCCACGUGUUCGUCUUGGAACAGGCCAUCAUAUCACCUCGCUUUGGGGAAGAUAACCGAUUGUCAAUGAUUCGGUUGAGUAGUAGCUGGGGGAAGGCGGUGAACGUGACCACGAUCGCUAACAUGUAUUACGGCUAUUUAUAUAAGGCGAUGGCUCUCUCGCCUGAGAGCGACACGUUGUACUUGUUUAGGGGGGGGGAUGUUGUGGAGCUAGGGAUUAAUAGAUCGGCUCUGGGUCCUUGCGGCGGGGGGCCCGCUUCCCCACGGGCUAAGCGGCCGGUCUCACCCUCGCCUGAGAACAACACACGUGUAAUCGUCAUGGCAAGCGCCGGCGUCGUGCUGCUGCUUGUGGCGUUAUCUGUGUUGAUUGCCAUCGUUGUUAUCCGACGGCGAAGAGGACCAUUCAAAUACAGGCGGAAAAGCAGUCUACGCGAGUCGCCUAUCGUCGCUGAUUCGUCGAAGGAGACGAAGGGGUCGGGAUCCACGUGGGCAAGCGCGACCUCAGCGUGGAGCGAGGACAGCUCGGGGAUCGGCGCGGCAGUGGUGAAAAGGUUGUCUUUUAUCCUGCGGCCGACUUCGGGGUUGAAGAGGUACUCCCUGGAGGAGAUCAGCAGAGCGUGCGAGCAGUUCAGCCCGGAGCGCGUUGUGGGAACGGGAGGUGCUGCGGAGGUGUACAAGGGCGUGCUCAGCGACGGCCAGGUGGUGGCCAUCAAGAUGAUGAAGGAUGCGGACUUCUUGGAAGCGGCGAGGUUCCGCCAGUUCCAAGCCGAGCUGGACGUGCUCGGAUCACUCCGCCAUAGCCAGAUCUGUUCCAUUGUGGGGUACUGUGCGGAGAAGGGGAAGUCGUUUCUCAUCUACCCGUUCGUGGAGGGAGGCACGCUCCACGAGCGCCUGCGAUCGGCUGGGCGCGGCAAUAGGGAACAAGAUGUCGUGCCAACAACGGACAGCAUCUCUGAUGGCAGCGUGUGCGCCCGGCGGAAGCCACCGUUGGACUGGAAGACCCGGCUGUCCAUCGCUGGACAGAUCGCAAGCGCUCUGCAAUACCUGCACGAGCAGGUGGACCCUCCCAUCGUCCACCGGGAUGUCAAGACCAAAAACGUGUUGCUGGAGGAUCACGGCGAGGGGGAUUGGACCUCGAUCAGGGCUUACCUGUCCGACUUCGGGCUGGCGAAGGUCGGGCAGAGCGUUUUCGGCGCGCAGCCGGCGGCAGAAACAGUGGACACGUACCACGUGGCGGGGACCUUCGGGUACAUGGCCCCGGAGUACUACAGCUCGUGCAGGCUGACGGCCAAGAACGACGUGUACGCGUUCGGGGUGGUGCUCCUGGAGCUAAUCACGGGUCGGCAGGCGUUCAUGUCUUCGCCUCGCCGCCAACGCCAGGGAAAGCAAGAGGAGGAGAAAGAGGAGGAAGCGAGGGAGGGGAACGAAGGGGACAUGAAAUCGACGGAGCCGGUGGAGGCAGAGGCUGAGGGGGAGGAGGAGGAGGAGGAGGAGGAGGAGGAGGAAUGGGAGUCAGGUCCCCGCACUCUGGCUUACUGGGCAAAGCGAAAGCUCCAUGGAGAGGAAGUGAUCUCUUCUGAGGACGACGAGUACGACGACGAAAAGCCGCUGAGAACCUCCGCAGCAAGAGUGACAGUCGUCCGCAGGACGACGAUGGAAGCUGCCGUGCACACUGAGCGGAUCCGAGAGAUUGCAGAUGGACGGCUGGCGACUCUUGGGCCCGUGGACUGGACUAGCGUUUGCGGAGUGAUGGAUCUUGCAGUGGAGUGCAUCAGAACCAGCCCCCGACGGCGACCGCAGAUGGGGUUCGUUGUGGAUAGACUGGGUCGCAUAGAGGAGUCGAUGCGCUCACGGGAGCAGGAGACAAGAUGAGCUCACGUCAGCGGCAGUUGCGCCCGAGGAUACGGAGAGCAUACUCGUAGUAGGACUUUUUGGACUGAGCUCUGGACGUAAAGUGCUGCCAGGUGCAUCCUCCGCAAUGUGCAAUUCCGGUCAGAUACGUCCAGGAAAGUCCUACUGUGAGUGUGGCCUAGUUACUGGGGAAGAAGAAAUGGUGAGCGAAGGACUACGUUAGGCGUGCUGGCGCCAUAUGCCAUCUGGCACUAGGAGAACGGAGGAGUAUUUUCUGAAAUGCGAGGUGCAUGUUGCACGCGUUCUACCCUUCUUCCCCCAACACGACGGCUGGUCAUUGUAUCUAUGUCUGUAUCGUUCCAAUUUUAACGGAUGUCCCGAAGGACAUCACCAGGUGUUGUGUUCGGGGGUGGAAGGUAUUCUUGAGAUGUGAGAUAUGCCAUGCAAACGUGUGUCAGUAUAGGGGCCUCGCUCCACAACUCACCUCGUGCACAAGAGACAAAAAUUAUAAAAUUAUGGCGGGGUAUCUUUCCAUGUCCUAGCGGAAGAUUCAUUCUCUUUUUGGACGUUUGGUGACUGGUGAGCGAGGCCGGCGAUGAUGACCGGUACGCCACGCAAGCGCGAUUGGGAAGGGCGAGAUCCAUAGGACGAAGCUAUGGCCGUAGAGUCCGCCAUCUC